This is a messenger RNA of Melampsora larici-populina 98AG31, 423 nucleotides long. RefSeq lists its product as uncharacterized. NCBI's taxonomy places the organism in Eukaryota, Fungi, Basidiomycota, Pucciniomycetes, Pucciniales, Melampsoraceae. The coding region runs from base 1 to 423 and encodes 140 amino acids. The transcript is spliced from 2 exons. The record is from RefSeq and is a predicted model, not a curated record.
AUGACAGCUAGUCAUCCUCCUUAUGCAAACUCAUCUGCAAGAGGCACCAGGCUGGAAACCCAAAUCUUUGCUUCAAACACCUACAGUACAAAUGAAUCAAGUGUAUUAGAUUACAUGGAUAAACCCUUGGAAUUUCCAAUCUGUUGGCUAUCAGUGGAGAAACCAUCUUUGAGGAUAUUAGAUUAUUCAAAUGCUGAAAAGCCAGAGGAUUUCAUACACCUUGGCAUGACAACUCCAAAUUUGAGUCACAAUGCUCAGAUAUCUGAUAUAGGACAUGCAGUGGAUAUUUGGGAACAUGAUAAUAAAAUAAAAAUGACCAGGAAACUGGAUGGAAAUGGUGAUAAAUUUGAGAGUACUUCACCAGAUGGAUUUCAUUCAUCACUUUCAAGAUAUGUUUUACACAAUCUACUUAAAAAUGAAUGA